Aspergillus bombycis is the source of this 660-nucleotide messenger RNA. Its product is annotated as nitroreductase family protein. The record is from RefSeq and is a predicted model, not a curated record. The coding region runs from base 1 to 660 and encodes 219 amino acids. NCBI's taxonomy places the organism in Eukaryota, Fungi, Ascomycota, Eurotiomycetes, Eurotiales, Aspergillaceae. The transcript has 3 exons. Gene Ontology annotation, biological process: cellular response to oxidative stress.
AUGGGUUCCGCUCAGGUCGAAUUCAAGAGCACCUCCACCAACACUCUCCUCGAGUUGGUUAAGGCCCGCCGUACCUACUAUGGUCUCAAGGCCGAGAGCCCUAUCUCCGACGAUGCCAUCCAGUCCAUCGUCGAGACCUCCGUCCUCCACGUUCCCAGCUCGUUCAACACCCAGACUUCCCGUGUUGUUCUCCUGCUGAAGGAGGAGCACCAGAAGGUCUGGGACAUCGCCAUCAAGGCCAUGGAGGGUCUUGUUGCCGCCGGUGCCGUCCCCAAGGAGAUGUUCGAGAACCACACCAAGCCUAAGCUCGAGGCUUUCCGCGCUGCCUACGGAACUGUCCUCUUCUUCGUCGACUACGAGUCUCUCGCCCCCAUCAAGGAGAAAUUCGCCAUCUACGCCGACAAGUUCGACCCCUUCGCCCUCGAGUCCAACGCCAUGUCCCAGUACCUUGUCUGGACCGCUCUCCAGUCCGAAGGCCUCGGCGCCAACCUCCAGCACUACAGCCCCCUCAUCGACGCCGACAUCCAGAAGACCUGGAACCUGCCCGCCUCCUGGAAGCUGGAUGCCCAGCUCGUCUUCGGUACCCCUACCGGCGAGCCCGGCCCCAAGGAAUUCGCCCCUCUUGAGGACCGCUUCAAGGUCUUCGGCAAGUCUGCAUAA